Messenger RNA from Exophiala spinifera, 1683 nucleotides. RefSeq lists its product as uncharacterized. Gene Ontology annotation, biological process: transmembrane transport. The transcript has 5 exons. The record is from RefSeq and is a predicted model, not a curated record. Bases 1 to 1683 code for a protein of 560 amino acids. Gene Ontology annotation, molecular function: transmembrane transporter activity. Lineage: Eukaryota; Fungi; Ascomycota; Eurotiomycetes; Chaetothyriales; Herpotrichiellaceae.
AUGGGUCUUGGUGUCUUGGAAGACCAUAAACUCUCGCAUGUGCCCGGCACAGUGCUUUUGAACGACGAAGCUGCCCACUCAGAAGCACAAACUGGAAACCUCAAACAUGGCACAGGAAAGAACGCACACAUCGUGCUCUCGCCACAACCUAGCGACGACCCCAACGAUCCUCUCAACUGGUCUGGUUUCAAGAAAGAGGCCAUUAUCUGGAUUCUCGCUCUCGGGUCAAUGUUGUGCGCUGCUACAAACGGCCCGUUCUUGAACGCUUCGUAUUUCGCAAUUGCCCAGGAAAUCAACAAGGAUCUCACAACGACAGUCAUGGUGUCAGGCUACAACAUUUUAGCCAUCGGCUGUAUCGGUCCGUUCGUCUGCGCCUUCAGUCGUCGGUACGGGAAGCGUCCGGUCUUUAUCGUGUCGACGCUCUUCUGCAUCGUCGGCACGGCCAUUGGCCAAGUCAAGGCCAGCUACGAAUACCUCUUGGCCGCGCGCAUCGUGCAGGGCUUCUCGACCAGCGCCUUUGAAUCGCUGAUCAUUUCGGUCGUGGGCGAUCUCUACUGCGUGCACCAGCGUGGGCUGCGGAUCGCGACCAUCAACUUUGUGCUCAACUCGGCAUCUAGCCUGGCCUCGAUCAUCUGCGGCCAAGUUUACAACGACCUGGGCCUCCUCUGGUUGUUCAACCUGUUCCAGAUCUUCCUGGUGGUGCAGUUCAUCCUCAUGUUCCUCUUCUGCCCGGAGACGACGUACGUGCGGGAGUCCAUCUACGAGACCGACACCCUGCAGACCGAGACGUUUGAGGAGAUCGACAAGGCCAACGAGGAGCAUCGCGAAAAGGCCAUGGCCGUCAGCGAACUCACCAACGACGCUUCGGCCACCGCCGCCUCCCCGCAGCGCCAGUACAAGAAGAAGACGUUUUUGCAGGAGCUUAAAAUCUACAACGGCAUCUUCUCGCACGACAACAUCUUCAAGUGGCUCUUUGGCAUGUUUCUGACCCUCUUCAACCCGGCGGGAUUUUACGUCAUCAUCGUCUCCGGUCUGCUUACCGCCUGGUACGUGGGCUCCGCCAUUAUUCUCGCCGGCAUCUUCGCUGGGCCUCCCUGGAUGUUCGACGCCGCGCAGAUUGGAUACCUGGGCACCGGCCCCUUUGUCGGCGGUAUGAUCGGAAGUAUUAUCCUCGCUCUUUUCGGUGACCGUGUCAUGAAAUGGAUGACGAUUCGUAACAAGGGAACCUAUGAACCCGAAUUCCGUCUCGUCUUCAUGCUCCCUUGCGCUGUCUUUGCUGGAUUCGGAAUGUUUUUCUUCGGCUACUCGAUGGCGCACGGCCUGAACGCCAUUCUCUGCGCCUUCUUCCAGGGUAUGAUGAUGGUGGGUGUCAUGAUCGGCGUUGUUGCCACCAUGUCCUACGGUCUCGACGCGUUCCGGAGCCAGAGUAACGAGAUGUUUGUCAUGAACAUGGUGUUCAAGAACUUCAUGUUCUACGCUCUGUCCAACUUUGCAAAUGACUGGGUUGCCGCCAAAGGCCCCGAGGAAAUUAUGUUCACCUUCGGCGGUACCACUUUGGCCAUGUGCCUGUUCGGCAUCCCCGUCUACUUCUACGGCAAGCGGCUCCGCAGCUGGUGGACGCGCCACGACCUCUUCGUCAAGUUCAACAUGACAACCACUGGACCCGAGACACAUUUGGGAUAA